This is a messenger RNA of Perca flavescens (yellow perch), 1434 nucleotides long. RefSeq names its product sialidase 4 (gene neu4). Gene Ontology annotation, cellular component: cytoplasm; intracellular membrane-bounded organelle; membrane. The transcript is spliced from 4 exons. The record is from RefSeq and is a predicted model, not a curated record. Gene Ontology annotation, molecular function: exo-alpha-sialidase activity. Gene Ontology annotation, biological process: oligosaccharide catabolic process; ganglioside catabolic process. NCBI's taxonomy places the organism in Eukaryota, Metazoa, Chordata, Actinopteri, Perciformes, Percidae. Bases 1 to 1434 code for a protein of 477 amino acids.
AUGAGGUUACCCUAUUUCCCAGCGAGGUCAGUGCUUUUCCACAAGGAGCCGAACGGAGUGACAUACAGAGUCCCAGCGCUGCUCUACCUGUCCCGCUCCAGGUCCUUCCUGGCCUUCUGCGAGGAGAGACUCAGUCCAUCCGACUCGGAGGCUCACCUGCUGGUCAUGAAGAAAGGCACUUUCUACAGGAACUAUGUGGAGUGGGAGGACAUGCGUGUCCUGGGCACUGCUUUCCUGCCAGGCCACCGGUCCAUGAACCCGUGCCCGGUGUACGAUGAUUUCACAGGUACUCUCUUCUUGUUCUUCAUCGCUGUCCUCGGCCACACCCCAGAGUCCUAUCAGCUGGUGACGGGGAAGAACGUGACCCGUUUCUGCUACAUCUGCAGCACUGACGAUGGAGACACCUGGAGUCCUGUCACCGACCUAACCAAGAGGGUCAUAGGAGAUACUAUCAAAGAAUGGGCUACUUUCGCUCUCGGCCCGGGCCAUGGUAUCCAGCUGAAGUCCGGCCGUCUGCUGAUUCCUGCCUACGCUUACCACAUCGAGUGCAAAGAGUGCUUUGGGCAGCUCUGCCAGACCACUCCCCACGCCUUCUGCUUUCAUAGUGACACUCAUGGGCGGACGUGGCGUUUCGGGGAGGCGGUGCCGGGGCCGGAGAGCGUGGAGUGUCAAAUGGUGUCGGUGGAUGAAGAGGACGGGACUAAUGUUUUGUACUGUAACGCACGCAGCCCUCUCGGAUACAGGGUGCAGGCCCUCAGUCUGGAUGAUGGAGCGGUGUUUCAGGAGGGCCAGCUGGUGCAGCGUCUGGUGGAGCCUCGGAAUGGUUGCCAUGGAAGCAUUGUGGGAUUUCCUGCCCCGUUACAUUUACGUCAUUCUCUUGACAAUCACCUACACCAACCUCACUCCAGACACUGGACCACCACCUCUGGUUCCACCAGACCCUUGACACCCGAUCAUCCAGAUUUUCUCACCCCCACCUGGGUAGUAUACUCCCACCCAACAUGGACCACCGCACGCAAGGAUCUCGGCGUGUUCCUCAGCCUGUUUCCCCGUGAUCCAGACAGUUGGCGCGGCCCCUGGGUGAUCUACGAGGGCCCCAGCGCCUACUCUGACCUCGCUUAUCUAGAGUUGCCCCCCUCACCUGGUGCACCGCCUGCUGUGGCCUUCGCCUGCCUGUUUGAGUGUGGCACCAAAACUGCCUACGAUGAAAUCUGCUUCAGCAUCUUCACCCUCUACGAGCUUAUUGAUAAUCUUCCCCGGGAGGCGCAGCUGGGACAUAACAAUUGUGAAUGUAACAGACAGCAGAAUCAAGUCUCUCAGACACAUUUUAGAAGUGGACAUGACGCUCAAAGUGCAGCAGUUUUGCAUCAGGUGCCUCGUGUGAAGAAGAGGAAGAAGAAGAGCAAGUUGACUGAGAUGUGCUCUGUGUCUUAA